This is a messenger RNA of Adineta steineri, 2397 nucleotides long. NCBI's taxonomy places the organism in Eukaryota, Metazoa, Rotifera, Eurotatoria, Adinetida, Adinetidae. The record is from the annotation of a GenBank genome assembly.
AUGGACGAUAACAAACAGAAAUCUGUAUGGAAUGACGUUCAAAAACAGGCCAAAACAACACUGGAUGUGUGGAAGAAACGCAAUAGUCAACCAACUUCAUCAUCACUAUCUACUCUUACCGAUAAACAAGUGGACAAGGACACAUUUCUUAACGAGGAAUUACCAAAAAAAUUGUGUGAAAUUCUGGAUUAUUGGCAUACCAAUCAUUCAUUAGAUAAAACUCAAAAAGAUACAUUUCAGGAAUGCAGUGAAUAUUUGCUUGAAGUCUCAAAGAACAAUAGUGAACUUAUAAAAUGGUUCAAUCAACAGGAGAAAUUAAUCGAUCUAGUGAAACAAUGUAGCGAUGAUAUUGCGUCUCAUGGUUAUUAUUUAGAUAUUAAAGGAACAGAAGAUCCCAAUAUAGGAUCAUUUGAUAGACUCAUUCAAGCUUUUACCAAUAGUAACUGUGAUCAGUUGCUUGAUGUUAUUAGUCGAUGCAUCUUCAAUCGUCUCUAUAACGAAACAUUAUAUAAUAUCGGUAAAACCAAUGCGUCCACUUUGAGCUUGAUUCAACAAUUUCUAUUAGUAACCUGUCCAGAUUAUAUUCUCACAUGUGACCAAAAUAAAUCUCAAUUACGAAAAUUUCUCGAGUAUAUGUUACCUCACUAUGCUGAAUUGUUUACUCAUUUUCUUCCCAACAUUGAAAAAUGGACUGAUACAGUUGUAUUAUGUCUACUCUAUCCAAUUCGAGUUAUCCUGUCUGAUUCAAAAUCCUUGUCAUUAGAAGAGAAACGUCUUAUUCAAGAAGCACUCAUAACAAUUCUUGUCAAACAACCGCUUUCUAAUUCCAAUUACAAAGAAGAACAUAUCACACUUGUUUAUGCUACACUUAACGUUUUACUUGAAAUUGUUCGUUCCGAGCAUAAACUUUUGGGUGAAAUGAAGAAGGAAACAGCUGAUAAUAGCAAGUUACUAGAGAUCCUGAAACAGCUCUCGACCGAUAAACAAAAUGAAAAAGUACAAUUACAUGCCUUAGAAUUACUUUCUUUUCUUGUACCAGAAAAAGAGUUUCUAAAAACAAACGAUUCAGCGAAAGUCACCGAAUUAUUUGCGAAAAAUUUUAACGAAGCAGUGGAAGAUAACAAAGAUCGGACGGCAGAUGAUCUCAUGCAAGGAUUAAAAGGUUUAGUACAGAGUGAAGAAAUAAAACAGCAAUUUGUGGAACAAAAUGUUCUACCAUCAAUUAUGCAGUACGCCAAAGAAACAAGUGAUGAUCCGGCGCCACUAGAAGCUGCCUAUGCACUUGCAUUCAAUUCAGAUGCGAAGAAAGCAUUUAAGGAAGAUCAAGAGUUUGUCGAUCAUGUUGAAAAAAUGAAACAAUCCGACAACAAGGAUGUGACAAAAGCAGCUCAUGGAAUUAUGUGGAAAUUGGAGGAUGAAGAGAAGUUUAAGAAAGAAGCAGACGAAAAAAAAUCGAACGAACAAUCAACGAAAGAAACAAAAGAAUCAACAGAUGAUAAAGAAAAACAAGAAACAAAAGAAUCGACAGAUGAUACAGAAAAACCUGAACAGUACGACAUGAUGAUUUCGUAUUGUUGGGCACAAAAAGAAUUGUGUCAUAAACUUAAUGAUCGUUUAGAAAAAGAUGGCUACAGUGUUUGGUUAGAUAGAGAUGAAAUGCGUGGUUCGAUCGUUGAAUGUAUGGCGGAAGCUAUCGAACAUUCUAAAUGCGUACUAAUCUGUAUGUCGAGCGAUUACAAGUCGAGCACCAACUGUCAAGCGGAAGCUGAGUAUGCAUUCAAUCGAAAAAGUAAAAUGAUCCCGUUGAUGGUCGAAAAAGAUUAUAAACCCGAUGGUUGGUUAGGCUUUAUGGCAGGAUCAAAACUCUAUGUCGAUUUUGCGGAUAAGGACGAUGAAGAAUUCGAUACUGCCUAUGAACUCUUGAUUGCUGAACUCAAACGCCAAGAAGCGGAUGAGAAUGCUGAGAACGAAGAGGCAAAAUUAGCCACUGAUUCUUCUGAAGCUGAACCGACUCCAGAAGAAGCUGAACCACUACCUAUACAAACACGACAAUAUUUGAGCGUUGGUCCAGUAACCACGUGGACCGACGUACAUGUCAAUGAAUUUAUUACUGACAAUGAACUCGAUCUACUACUACCAAUAUGUAAAUCAAUGGAUGGACCACUACUACAUGAAUUUCAUCAAGCCUGCCAAGCAACACCCAGUGCAAUGUUCACUGUGACUAAUAAAAGUGUAGAAGGUUCACCAAUACCACUGGAUGUCUUCUUCAAAUUUAUUCUGAAGCUAAAACAGUUCAUACCUCCACCAAAACGACCGUCAGUGAUAUUUUUUCGAUACGAUUUCGUUUAUGCACCUUUGACAACGAGCACUAAACCUGUCAAUGCAUCCAAAGUUUAA